This is a messenger RNA of Homarus americanus (American lobster), 2048 nucleotides long. RefSeq names its product metalloreductase STEAP4-like. The record is from RefSeq and is a predicted model, not a curated record. Lineage: Eukaryota; Metazoa; Arthropoda; Malacostraca; Decapoda; Nephropidae. Gene Ontology annotation, molecular function: cupric reductase (NADH) activity; ferric-chelate reductase (NADPH) activity. Bases 231 to 1748 code for a protein of 505 amino acids. The transcript has 11 exons. Gene Ontology annotation, biological process: copper ion import. Gene Ontology annotation, cellular component: plasma membrane; endosome.
GACGCCGCGCUGAAGCCCGACAACGCUCUACUCCAUCUCUGCCUUCACACCAGACAGGUUCUCAAUCACUUAUUAAUUCCGAGUGUCGAAAAUACUCGAACUGAAACAUCGCUUAGCCCGUUAAUCGACAGCCAUUGUUCCUCCCCUGAACAGAGGUGCAAGAAGCGACAGGCCUAGAAACCCAAGUUUCAGUGACAAGAGAGGAGACUUGACAUCCUGCCUCCCACACGAUGGAGAUGACCAACCACGUAUCAAACCACGUUGACCAUAACAACCACGCCUCAAACAUCGCCAACUCCUUCCCAAAUCACGUAAACAAUGACAACUGUGCUUACGAAGACCACGUCACCAAUCAUUCCAAACACAACAGCCACGCCUACGACAACCACAUAUGUGAUCUCAGCCACGAGAAUCAUACCGACAGUCAAGUUAACAAAGACCGAGAUCGUCGUGUUGUGUUGAUAGGGAGUGGGGACAUGUCUCGUGCGUUAGUGGGGAAUCUUGUCCGUGCUGGCUACUACCCAGUCAUCGCCUCCAGGAACCCCACCAGAGCCAGGUCGUGGGUGAGCAGCGAGGAGGUGAAGGUGCGGGAACUGAAGGAAGGGAUAGGACUAGGGGACCUGUUGGUGGUAGCUAUCCCCGCCCACUACCACAACUCCCUCCCCGUACACCACCUAGCAGGCAAGAUUAUCGUGGACAUCAGCAACAGGUCGCCAGGCAAGCAGACCAGCGAGGUGAGCCUGGCGGAGCAGCUGCAGGACAUAAUACCACACAGCCACGUGGUCAAGGCCUUCAACACCAUGUCGGCCUACGUCCUUCAGCGAUCCGACUUGCAGGGCGGCAGACAGGUACCUGUGUGUGGGAACUCGUCAGAGGCGCGGGCGAAGGUGAUGACGCUGGUGAGGGACAUGGGACUCACGCCCGUGGACAUGGGCGGCCUCAAGAAUGCCCGCACCUUGGAGGAGCUGCCACUAUCCUUCUUCCCAGAGUGGAAAGUUCCCGUAAUUGUGGCCGCCAUCGUCUUGUCCCUUUUCUGGGUUCUAAUGCUCUUCAGGAUACAGAUUUGUCCUAAUUUAGACAGUGGCUCAGCCUGGAACUGGCAACCAUUCCAAACGCUGCUGCUCAACAACACUCAAUUCUCGCUGGCAUUUACCGCCUGCUUCCUGCUGCUCACCUGUUAUUUCCCAGGGUUGAUAGCAGCGUAUCUGCAGCUGUGGAGAGGAACCAAGUACUCUUCCUUCCCAGCCUGGCUUGAUGUAUGGCUCAGGGCACGUAAACAGCUGGGACUACUGGCUCUACUGCUGGGAGCCACACAUGCGUGUAUGGCUAUAUUUACCAAGAUCAGCUGGGGACAGUACGAGGUGUGGUGGCAGUCUCUCUACGUGGCCUGUGGUGCCAUCCUGUUGGCAGCGAUGUCCAUUCUGGGCAUCUCCUCACUGCCCUCCGUGUCGGACAGGCUGACGUGGCGAGAGUUCUCGGGGCUGCAGCGUUACCUGGGUUGGUUUUCUGUAGUGGUGGUUACGAUGCAUCUCACCCUCGUUAACAUCACAAGCCUUCUCAGUCCUCUGCAAUGUUUCUUCCUACCUGGAGGUGCACAGAUUAUGAUUCCUUUGUGCUUCCUGACGUUACUUCUUAAACUUCCGCUUAUCCUGCCAUGUGUGGACUCCCACCUGACGAAGAUCCGAGGAGGAUAUGAGAGAUCAGGUCGUCAGGCAGCUCCUCGCCAAGACGGAAAAUUAGAAGUCUAAGCUCACGGAAUUACUGGCGUAAAUUAGAGAAGAGAAAUGGUAAUUGGCUUAAACUCCCCAAAACGUGUAAGUGGGGGCAUAAAUUCACGGAUUAAACUCAUCCAAAUAAACAGCUGGUGGCAUAAACCUGGAAUUGGCAACUUUAUACAAGAUUAGAUUUAGUAGUUGACUCGCAAGAGCAAGAAAAGUGUUGCAUAAACUCAUUCAGUUAAAUAUGCCAGUUCUAAGAAUGAGUGGUUUUAACUCUCCUGUUUAUUCAUGAUUUUUAUCACACAUGCAUAAGAAACACCAUUUGUUGUA